CUCCGCUUUCAGCUGUCUGCCCUGCAUGUAAAAUUAGACUCUCAGAGAGCAGAGCAAAACCUGGAGGAGAUGGACCGCAGCUACAGUCCCAAUCUUUACUUUGGGAGUUGUACGAGAUGCAGGGAAGGGGUUUACGGCACAGGAGCAGCCUGUCAGGCAAUGGGACAUUUAUUCCACAACACUUGCUUCACCUGCAGCGUUUGCAACAAACAGCUCAACGGAAAGCCAUUUUUUACAGUGUCAGGGCUAAUCUAUUGUGAGGAUGACUAUUUGUUCUCUGGAGUCCAUCCACCUCAAGAAGUGUGUAACGUCUGUGGGUGUUCAAUUACAGACCUGAGCUCAUCAGGUCCUGCAGGCUCGCGGGAAGUCGUACCACCCGUCCUGCUUUCGCUGCGUCAUCUGCAGACGGGAGCUGGAGGGUCAGGCAUUCGCAGUAGACUCAGAGUCCAGGGUUUACUGUGUCAGCGACUACUACAGGGUCCAAGCACCGCGCUGUGCUGCCUGCAGGGAGUCAAUACUUCCAACAGAGGGUUCUACAGAGUCUAUUCGAGUCGUAUCAUCUGACAAAUACUAUCAUGUGGAGUGCUACACCAGUGACGUUAACCUUCUUUAAAAACAAGUGGUUAUGGACCAGUUUAUUAGUACUGCAAUUUUUUCAGUUCCUGUUUUAAUAAAGUCACUGCAGUUGCAACUAUU
Cololabis saira (Pacific saury) is the source of this 696-nucleotide messenger RNA. It is a transcript of the gene limd1b, whose product is annotated as LIM domains containing 1b. The record is from RefSeq and is a predicted model, not a curated record. Gene Ontology annotation, biological process: positive regulation of miRNA-mediated gene silencing; regulation of DNA-templated transcription; negative regulation of hippo signaling. Lineage: Eukaryota; Metazoa; Chordata; Actinopteri; Beloniformes; Belonidae. Gene Ontology annotation, cellular component: transcription regulator complex; P-body; nucleus. Gene Ontology annotation, molecular function: transcription corepressor activity. The transcript is spliced from 7 exons. Bases 70 to 564 code for a protein of 164 amino acids.